Molecule: messenger RNA, 867 nt
Organism: Panthera uncia (snow leopard)
Lineage: Eukaryota; Metazoa; Chordata; Mammalia; Carnivora; Felidae
Gene: CGREF1
Product: cell growth regulator with EF-hand domain 1
Exons: 6
Coding region: 67-852 (261 amino acids)
Molecular function (GO): calcium ion binding
Source: RefSeq, a predicted model, not a curated record
CACAGCCUCCAGCCGCCGCGAAGCCGGACCCCAGCCCUCGCCGCGCCGCCGCAGUUCAGUUCCAGGAUGUUACCUUUGACAGUGAGAGUGUUGGUGCUGCUGCUGCCCUUGGGUCAGGCCGCUCCCAAGGACGGAACCGUGAGGCUGGAUCCUGACCUGCAGCAGCAGCCCUUGCCCAACCCCUUCCAGCCAGGCCAGGAGCAGCUCCGGCUUCUGCAGAACUACCUACAGGGACUGGAGAAGAUGGAAGAGGAGCCGGAACACAUGAGCCGGGAGCAGGUUCUCCUCUACCUCUUUGCCCUCCACGACUAUGACCAGAGUGGACAGCUGGAUGGCCUGGAACUGCUGUCCAUGUUGACCGCAGCUCUGGCCCCUGGAGCUGCUGAUUUUCCUAUUGCCAACCCGGUGAUCCUGGUAGUGGACAAAGUGCUCGAGACCCAGGACCUGAAUGGGGAUGGGCUCAUGACCCCUGCAGAGCUCAUCAACUUCCCAGGAGAGGCCCCAAGCCACACAGAGCCCAAAGAGCCUCUGGAGCCACAAGAUGUUGGGAGGCAGUCCCUGGUAGCUAAAAGCCCAUCAAGACCGGAAACGCAGCAAGCCCUGGGUCCUAGAGGAGAAGAUGGGGGACAGGUAGAGGCCAGAAGGGAGUCCUUGGAGCCUGUACAGGAGGCUGGGGGACAGGCAGAGGCUGAAAGAGAAGCCCCAGCCCCUGGAGCGGAGGCUAUAGGACAGGCAGAGGCCAGGGAUACUGGAAAGGAAGCAGAGGAGCUUCCAGGGGAAACACUGGAGUCGAAGGACACCCCAAAUGACUUUGAAGUUCAUGCUGUUCAACUGGAGAAUGAUGAGAUAUAAAUCUUGAGGUCACAA